AUGCACCAAGACAAACUCGAGAUCAUAGUGCCAUCGCUUGCACACAAGUGCAUCAGAUGUGAACAAACUCAGAGUAUAUCUUGCACCAUUUCUGGUAUGGCAUGCGCUACUCCUCCUUUGGUCGUCAUUUUACAAAUUGAGAAACUUGUGGAGUGGGCACUAACAUUUCAAAGAAAACCAAUUGUGUCAUUUUCUUGUUACACACAAUGCUGGAUUGAACAUCGUGUUGUGCCUCAGGAGGGAUAUCGGGUCCUUCCAUUUUCUGGACUGAAUAUUUCGGUAUCUGGAAUUCCUGCAGGUGAGUGCAAGGAGAUGGCAAAGCUUAUCUGCAAAAUGGUGAAGAUAUUCUGCGAUCUCACAAGAAAGUGUACACAUUUGAUAUGUGAUGCUCCUGAAGGUGACAAGUACAAGGUUGCACAAACGUGGGGCCGUAUCAAUAUUGUUACUCGGAAAUGGUUUGAUCAGUCCAUAGCCAGAAAAGGAUGUCUUAAUGAGGAUUUGUACCCUGUUGGUAGCCUUUCUGGAACUUCAAAUAAAUUGACAAGGGUUUGCUUGACUGCUCACAAUAGCCAAGAAAAGGUUAUUGUGAACUCAGAUGUACCGUCCUCAUUUCUUGCCGAUUCAAAAUUCACAGCAGUUGCUGGUCCUUGGUUUUCAGACGUGGAUGUUGAAGUUACUCUUUCACAGAGCACGCCUAUGUUUUCAGAUGCUUCUCAUUUUAUAAAUGAGGUUGAUGUUGAAGUGCCAGUGGCGAUGGGAAGGAAUGAAGAAAACACUGUUAAUUGCCUUGCAAAUGACUUUCAGUCUGAAGAAAACGACCUAUAUUUGUCAGCAUGUAGAAUAAAAGUUGUUGGGUUUGAAGCUUCUGAGAUGCAGAAGGUUGUAAAUAUGAUUCUCAGAGGUGGAGGCUCCCGAUACAUGUUGUUCAAUGACAAAUUAACACACAUAAUAGUUGGAGAUCCGUCAGAAAUGGAGAAAAAGGAGGUUAGAGAUAUUGCCACUUCGGGAGUCGUUCAUGUGGUUAGAUCCAACUGGCUUGAAGAUUGUGAUCGUCAGAAGAAGGAGAUCCCUAUUCUUGGUAGACACAUGGCAUAUGAUGAAAUUAUUCCUAAAGCAUCUAGUAAAAUGAGCACCAUUGUUAUGGAUCGGAAUAAAGUUCCAAAUGUUCACCCAAUCGUGCCAUCAAAUGUGUCAGAAGGAAAUAUUCAUGUUAGCAUUGGAAAAACGUCAAUAGCAGUGGAAAGAAUUGAAGAAAAAAGUGAAUGGAGACAGGAAAAUGAAAUUAUCCCAGAAAAGCCAAUAAUGUGUAGCAAAUGGUACAAACAAGAGUCAAGAAAAGAUGGGGCGUGAUUUCAUGGUUUUGUUUUUCUAGUUCCUUUCCAGAAGAUCGGGUAUGUUGUUGAUUCUUUCCUCUUAUUUCAAACAGCAUGAUUAAUGUACACUAUGCACUUUAGGUUUUAGAUGUAUUAUUGUGGUAAAUAGCAUCCAUUUUUUAAAAAAUAA
Messenger RNA from Cucumis sativus (cucumber), 1503 nucleotides. Its product is annotated as DNA topoisomerase 2-binding protein 1-like. Lineage: Eukaryota; Viridiplantae; Streptophyta; Magnoliopsida; Cucurbitales; Cucurbitaceae. The transcript has 8 exons. The record is from RefSeq and is a predicted model, not a curated record. Bases 1 to 1350 code for a protein of 449 amino acids. Gene Ontology annotation, biological process: mitotic DNA replication checkpoint signaling; mitotic G2 DNA damage checkpoint signaling; DNA replication initiation.